Messenger RNA from Ipomoea triloba (trilobed morning glory), 1469 nucleotides. RefSeq names its product ASC1-like protein. Lineage: Eukaryota; Viridiplantae; Streptophyta; Magnoliopsida; Solanales; Convolvulaceae. Gene Ontology annotation, cellular component: endoplasmic reticulum; membrane. Gene Ontology annotation, molecular function: sphingosine N-acyltransferase activity. The transcript is spliced from 7 exons. Gene Ontology annotation, biological process: ceramide biosynthetic process. The record is from RefSeq and is a predicted model, not a curated record. The coding region runs from base 172 to 1104 and encodes 310 amino acids.
AUCUACUCUUCCAGUCUACGGUCUUCGCUGCUUUCAUUUACAGCUCUUCAAUGAAGUGUCCCAGCCAAUCUUUCUGAUUCGCCGCCACUCCCCCAUACUCAUACUUCAAUAAAUAAUUUCCCUUUUUUCUUCUCCUUUUCCAUCUUUAACCUGGUUGGGAAUUUCUCGGACAUGGAGGUGUUGGAAAAGCUGGGUAUGAUGGAUUGGGAGCAGGAAUCAAUCCCAAGAUAUGAGGAUUUCGCGGCUCUUCCCUUGUUCGCGCUGUUCUUCCCCGCUGUCAGAUUCUUGCUCGAUAGAUUCGUGUUUGAGAAUGUAGCUAGGUGGUUGAUGUUCCCAAAGGGACAGCGGGUGCUGGAAAAUGAGACAGAUGAACGGAGGAAAAAAGUGAGGAAAUUCAAGGAAUCAGCAUGGAAAUGUGUGUAUUUUCUUUCGGCUGAAAUCUUUUCACUUGUGGUAACUUACAAUGAGCCAUGGUUCAAGAACACAAAGUACUUCUGGGUAGGUCCUGGGGAUCAGGUCUGGCCCGACCAAAAAUACAAGUCGAAAUUGAAGGCACUUUAUAUGUAUGCUGGUGGAUUCUACACAUAUUCCAUAUUUGCUCUUAUCUUUUGGGAAACAAGGCGGGCUGACUUCGGUGUCUCGAUGAGCCAUCAUGUUGCAACUGCUAUUCUCAUUGUUCUGUCCUAUAUAUUCAGGUUUGCACGUGUUGGUUCAAUUGUUUUAGCUCUCCAUGAUGCCAGUGACAUAUUUCUGGAAAUAGGGAAGAUGUCCAAAUAUAGUGGCGCUGAAACUCUUGCUAGCUUUGCGUUUGUUCUGUUUGUUUUAUCUUGGAUUGUGCUUCGUCUUACGUACUUUCCUUUCUGGAUUCUAUGGAGUACAAGCUAUGAAGUUCUCUUGACGUUGGAUAAGGAGAAACACAGAAUUGACGGACCACUUUGUUACUACAUCUUCAACACUCUUCUAUUUGGCUUGCUCGUUCUUCAUGUGUAUUGGUGGGUGUUGAUGUACAGGAUGCUUGUUAAACAAAUCCAAGCAAGAGGCAAAGUCAGUGAAGAUGUUCGAUCUGAUUCUGAGGGCGAGGAUGAGAAUGAGCAUGAAGAUUGACCAAGCCCGAACAUUUUUACUUUUCAUCUUCCACUUAAAGUGAGAAGAUGAGACGUGAUGGUUACUUGGAGCAAGAUGAUCUGAUAUGACAGCUUUGGCUUUUGUGUAUUGUGAAAUGUUGUUAGAUGAGUAGGGGAUUGAAAACAUUGCAACUCAAAGGAAAAUUGAUCUGUUAUUAGAAACCGAUUUAAUCAACCAUUAUUGUAGUUCUUCUGCUGCCUCUGGGACUUCUCCAUUCAUUCCUUUUUGCUUUCCACUUGAUACAUUGUAAGAUGAGCUGUUGCAAGGACUCAUGGCUUGCCCAGAAAGCAAUGGUGUAAGCCAAUUCAUAUUUUACUUGUGUGGUAGAUUAAGUUCAAGAAUCA